This is a messenger RNA of Gadus chalcogrammus (walleye pollock), 4777 nucleotides long. It is a transcript of the gene cep83, whose product is annotated as centrosomal protein 83. Bases 1251 to 3416 code for a protein of 721 amino acids. The record is from RefSeq and is a predicted model, not a curated record. Gene Ontology annotation, cellular component: centrosome. NCBI's taxonomy places the organism in Eukaryota, Metazoa, Chordata, Actinopteri, Gadiformes, Gadidae. The transcript has 16 exons.
CCCGCGGACUACAACCCAAGACCAAGGAAGCGGUUCCCCUCUGCCGUUGGUAAGACUAAUUACUUAAAAAACUGAUUCAGUUGCAAUGCCAAAGUUGAUAUCGACAACUGAUAUUAUAAAUGAGAUGGCUUGGAGAUGUUUGGACAUAGAUUGUUAAAUGCGAAGUGCAUUUGCGAGUAGGGUUAGCAAAUUCAGCUAUGCGGUUAGCUAGUGUAGAGGGUCAGAGAGCAUAGAUGUGUAUACACAUAGAAGCCACCCCCGUUGCUGCGAAACGUUAACGUCGCAGCCAUAUUGGAGAGGUCAAUACUGACGAUAGCUUCGUUCCUAUACCUUUUUGGAGAAAAAAAAACAUUGAAAUGGGUUGAAGAAUAAAAACGUAAGCAGAUUUUUGCGCUAACUUUUAACAUUCUCAAGCGAUCCAAAUUAUAAAAAUAUACAAAUCGAAUAUUAUUAUUAUACAUUAUAUAUCAUAUUGAUAGAUGCAUUGUUCUAACUCCACGUAGAUCAUAAACCGUUGAAUAAAACGACAAAUUUUAAUCGGAAGUAUCGAAACGCUAUCUUUGUUUAUGUCUAGAAAACCGCAGCUCCCCCAUCUCCUUUACAGGCAGUCUUGGCCUCCCCAAGAUGGUUGCGACGUUGCCGUACGAGCCCAGGGCUGAGGCAGCUUCUAUGUGUAUAUGUCUCUCAGAGCGCCACAUUUAAAAACAAGACUGGACGCGAGUCGCUAUCCCGUUAGCUUCUUUCGAAAAGCACGCUCACAAUUAGUUACAACUCUCCUUCAUACAUAAAACAUUAAACAUUGAACGCCCAACGAUCUAUCCCGGCAUUAUCUUCCCUGCUUUCCCAUUACUGAACUUAAGUAGGGAAGACACUCGGGCUGAUUGUUGUGAUCAGCCUGGCAGUGAUCAGAACGGUCGGCUGCGUAAUUGUGUUCAUCCGCUCUGAUUAUGUAUACUUCAUCUCCAUGCUCGCCGUGAAGGGGCCCUUGUUAUCGGUCCCCGCAGACGGCGCGUCUCCACAACAGAAGGCUUGUGGGUGUAGCUCUCUAAUCACUUGAGCUUGAUUCGCCGUUAAGCGGUUGUCAUUUUCGCCGGCAGCUUCAAGCAGCCCUGGCCGGGGACUCGACCCGAGCCACCAUGGUAACAGCCACAAAACACAGGCACAGACUCGUUUUAUACUCAUUGUCUGCCUCUUCCCCAACGCAGUGGCUUCUCAGCUCUUAAGAUCUGGUGGAUAUUCAACUCGCUUCAAUGGAUGAGAUGAUGAACCCCUCUUCGCUCCUCAGCCAGUCCACCCCCCAGCUCCCCGGGGGGCUGUGCGGCCUGGGGACCCCCGCCCUGGGUGUGUCCGCCCUGGGCGCGUCCGCUGGGCCGGGGGUGUCGGAGAUGGAGCUCCAGAAGCUGCUCAUCGAUGAGAGGAUGAGGUGUGAGAACCACAAGAUGAACUACCAGACGCUGAAGGCAGAGCACACCAGGCUGCAGGAGGAGUUGUCGCGGGCCCAGGCGGAGGUGCGGGAGCUGCAGGGGGAGAGGACGGCCCGGCAGGAGAAGCUGCAGCUGCAGCUGGCCGAGCUGAGGGGAGAGCUGCUGGACAAGACCCGCGCUCUGGAGGAGAGCCGGCUGCAGGUGAUGACCCCCCAGAGGCUGGACCUGCUGCGGGCUCAGCUGCAGCAGGAGAUGGAGGCGCCCGUCAGAGAGCGCUUCAACAAGCUGGAGGAGGAGGCGGAGCGGUACCGGUCGGAGUACAACAAGCUGCGCUACACCUACACCCUCCUCAAGGCACAGGCGGAGCACCAGCAGCAGGAGAGCGCACGCACGCUGGAGGAGAGGAACAUGCACUUUGAGGCCCAGCUGUCCCACCUGGAGCGGGAGAAGGACGACCUGGUGGCCCAGCACCGGGGCUCGGACCCCAGCCGCGACGGCCGACGCGUGGAGGUGCUGCUCCGGGAGAAGGCCCAGCUCCACCUGCGGCUCAAGAGCAUGGAGGCGGAGGUGGCGGAGCUCCGCGCCCAGCGGGACAACUCGGGCCAGCAGGCGGACAACGUGCAGCGCAUCCAGGUCCGGCAGCUGGCCGAGUCCCAGGCUGCCCUCAAGUCCCUAGAGGCGGAGCGUCAGUCGGUGCGGUCGCAGCUCGAGCGCGUGGAGAGCGAGAUGCGACUCGCUUACGAGCAGAACUCCACGCUGACGGGACGACUGCACAAGGCAGAGAGGGAGGUCAGCAGCCUCACCGACCAGGUGGAGGGCCUGAAGCACUCCCACAAGCUGGACCUGAACAACGUCAGGCUGGAGUGUGCCCGCAGCAAGGGGGAGCUGGAGAGGGAGAGGAACGCCCUGCAGGGCCAGAUGGAUGCUCUGCAGACAGACGUGGAGGUGCUGAGGGCCUGCGGGGAGAGGCAGAAGGAGGUGCUGGUGGAGAAGGAGAGAGAGAUGGUGCGGCGGGUGCAGGCCGCCCGAGAGGACGAGCUCCACAAGAUGGCCAUCCUGCACGAGGAGAAGCUGGAGGUGGAGAACCGCCUGUCAGAGCUGGAGCAGCAGAGGGCGCUGCACGACACCGCUGGCCACGCCCACCGCGAGGAGUGGGAGGAGCGUCUCCGUGGCGCCCAGCUGGGGGAGGAGUCGGCUCGCAAAGAACUACAAAACCUCAGGACCAAGCUGCUCCAGCAGACCGCCCACCUGGAAGAGCUGGAGAGGAGGAAGGAGGAGCUGGGCGACCUCCGACGGCAGAACCAGGAGCUGGGGGUGCGGCUAGGGACCCUGGUGCACACGGAGGGGGGGCUGCAGGCCUCCAACCAGCGCCUCAAAGACGCCCAGGACGUCCUCCGGGAGGAGCUGAGGGCCGCCCGCGCCCAGGCGGAGAGGAGCCAGCACGACGCCGAGCGGGUUCUGGAGGAGCGGCAGGUCCAGUGGCUGGAGGAGAAGCACGGCCUGCAGGCGGAGCAGGACCUGCUGCAGCACAAGUACGGCCAGGCCAAGGAGCGGCUGCACCGUGCCGCCGGCGCCCAGAAGAAGCGGAAGGCGCAGACGGAGAACAAGGAGAAGCGGCUGCACAAUAAGAUCCAUCAGCUGGAGGCCAGGAUAGCAGAGCUGGAGCUGGAGAGCAGCACAGCCAAGAGGCGUCCCUCCCACUCUGAGGAACAAACCAAUCUCAACCGGCGGCUCAAGGAACUCCAGCGACGACACAGCGAGUUCCGCCACCUCCUAUUGGGCCACCAGGCUCCCACUGGCACAGGCCCCGCCUUCCUUCCCUCCUCGCUCUUCCCCCCGCCGCCCUCAGCCCAGGUCACGGAGGAGCAUCACCUGCGGGAGGUGUCCCAGCUCUACCGCCGGCUGGAGGAGCUGGAGAGCGUCCAGCUCCACCAGAUGGAGGAGCUGGGGGCGCCCGCUCAGAGGGACCAGGCCGUCGCCGGACAGUGCUGACCGCUGACCCCGUCUGUCGCCUGAAGCCCUUUGACAGUCGACCUCACCGCCUCAAGGCCACGCCCCCUAACCCCCCUCCCACACUUGACCACUGCCACCUGUCGCCUGAAACCCUUCCACGCUCGACCUCACCGCCUCAAGGCCACGCCCCCUGACCCCCCUCCCACACUUAACCGCUGUCCCCCUUUCGCCUGAAGCCCUUCCACGCUCGACCUCACCGCCUCAAGGCCACGCCCCCUAACCCCCCCCCCCCACACACACUUGACCUCUGACCAUGUCGCCUGAACCCCUGAACUUCCCCCCUUUGACUUUCGACCUCACCGCCUUAGGGCUAAACCCCCUGACCCCCCCCCUCCAUAUUUGACCUUUGACCUCUGACCUCUGGUACCCUGACCUCCAUGCCCACCGUCUCCUAACCUUGUGACCUCUCUGAACACCCACAGACAGAGAGUAUUACCAGCAUCAGUUUCAUUCUGAACCCCCAAAUCUUCCCCAGUAUAAAGAGACUCGUACCAGUACCACUGGCCUCAGGAUUAAUGGCAAUAGAUUAUGAAUAGAUUGUUCUGGUUCAAAUGAAUCAAUGAGUUAAACAGUGUUACUGUAAAAAAAAAGAGACAAUAUUUAUCGGGUAAGACAUCCAUGAUUUUUAAUGUUUUAUAUUGUCACACUCAGGUGCUAUCGUCGCAGUCGGAAAAGGUGUGAGACUCCGAGCCAGGGCUGCAGCUUCGCGCUCCGCAUUGCACAUCGUCUUUAUACUUGACUAUUAGCUAGGUUGUUGUACAAAGAAAGUAGUUUGAGCCUGAAUAAAAAAAUAAUCACUUGACUGACCACGUGUGAAGUCGAUCAAAGGGCCUCUUGAUGUCUCCUCUGCAAGAUUUCUAAACAUUGUCGUACUAUGCCAGCACGUAACUAUUUCCUUGUGCACUAAAAACCGCCUUCAUACUUCAGUCACUAUAGUUGUACCGGUUGUUCUCACCAAAGGUUUUUGGAGGAGUUGUCAGCAGACGUGGCGGUUGCAGGUAGGGCUGGGCGAUUUGGCCUAAAAAUAAAAUCAGAUUUUUCAAACCAAACCCGAUUAUCGAUUUUAAUAGAUAUUUUUCGAUAAAUGACAAAUAUGUAUAUUUUUUAUGUUUCGAUUUUAUUUGAAGAAUAACAAUGAUUAUCAAAUGCAAAAUAAAUAACAAACAUCCCCCCCCUCUGCUGUGUGCCCCAGUUUUAAGAUGUUGGAAUAAAUGUGAUGUGCUGCUGCUUAUGGCUGCCACAGAAAUUAAGCAAACUCUAGACACUCACUUUUUUCAGUGCAUGCUGACAUGAUGACUGCCUUGAUAACUAACCUUUUUUUUUAACCUUGCCUUUCCGCA